This is a messenger RNA of Sphenostylis stenocarpa, 858 nucleotides long. The record is from the annotation of a GenBank genome assembly. Lineage: Eukaryota; Viridiplantae; Streptophyta; Magnoliopsida; Fabales; Fabaceae.
AUGAAUUUCCCAAAAAGCCCUCGACCUUCUUCUCCUUAUUCUCUCUCCUCCUCCUCUUCUUCUCCUUCCUACAUUCCACCCCACCGUACCCAGGUGCACCCUCGCAUGAUCUCCCUUUAUACUUCUUCUUCGACUCACCCAAAUCCAAAUCCCCACAAACCCCAUGCAGCCAAAUGCCUCCUCUUCCUCUUCGCCUUCCUCUUCUUCACCGCCCCCUUCCUCUUCUACAUCUUCUUCACCGCCCUCCAAAUCCACUCUUCCCCCAAAUUCACCGACUCCCGCCCCGCCUCCUUUGCCCUCGCCCUCCGCGCAGGCCCCCACGCCCUCCGCCUCUCCAUUUUCCACUUCCUCGGCCCCGGCAUGGGUCUCCUCGCUGCUGCCCACUCCGCUGCCGCCGUCCCCGGUUUCGCCGCCCCGCCCGACGCACUCCGUCGCGCCGUCGCCGAGCUCGUCCGGUUCGCCAAGGGUAGGGUGCCCCGCCAGGAGUGGGGGAAUGCCGUCGUGCGACUCGCGGUCUCCGAAGAGCUCGAGGAGCUCGGCGCCGAGGAAGCAGAGAAGGUUCUGGAAUGUUGCAGACAGGCCUUGAGGGUGUCUGGCUUCCUGUUCAAGGAUGAAUGGGCACGCGUCGUUUCAGGGGAAGAGCAAGGCAUCUCUUCUUGGGUUGCAGUAAAUUAUGCUCUUGGAAAAUUGGGACGUGAGCCCCAGGAAACAACUGGAAUAGUUGAACUUGGUGGGGCUUCUUUGCAGGUUACAUCGGCUAAACUUAAUUCAGAUUUAGGUCAGUCUUCGCGGACUAUCAGAUUGUCUGGCGUUACAUACAACCUUUACACUUGGAGUUUGCCACAACUGGGACAGUAA